CCACCGCGGAUAUGGGGAGACGUUUGUUUUAAUAUUCCUCGCCGUUAUGUGCCUGCAAAGAUAAAAAGCAUUUGCCGUUUUCAUUUCCACGCUUAAGAAAUUACCAGAAAGCGGCUUUAAUUGGAUUUCUAGGAUACAAGCAGGCGGUGAGCAGGAUGGCCCGUUGCCUCUCAGCUGUACCGGCGUGCUGCAUGUGGAUAUGAAAUGACAGGCUGCAGAUGGUCCUUUUUUACCUUUAGAAAGUUCUCUCUUUUGGGGGGCCAAAUUCAUAUCUGUGAUCCAGUAGGCAUCGCAGAUCCCUUGAGGUGUUGAUGGUGGGUUUUCUGGAUUGAUUGCGUGGUGUUGAACUGCGAACAUGGAUCCAGCAAAGAAAGCAGAUGCCCCUCCUGCGGGCGAUGCAGGAAAAUCAGACACCCUCGGGUCAACUGGCUCGGCCAGAAAAAGAGGAGGGGGGGCCAAGAAGGCGAUGCAGGCGAACAAGUCUGCCCUCAGGGCCCCCCGAGCUCUCUGCUGCCUCACACUCAGCAACCCCAUCCGCAUGGCAGCACUGGCCCUAGUGGAGUGGAAAUAUCCUUCUCUGAUUCCCAAGCCCUUUGAUAUUUUCAUUCUUCUUGCCAUUUUUGCCAACUGUGUGGCCAUGGGGGUCACCAAGCCGUACCCCGAUGAUGACUCCAACGCUACCAAUCACAAACUGGAACAAGUCGAGUACGUCUUCCUUGUCAUCUUCACCAUCGAGACCUUCACUAAAAUUCUUGCCUACGGCUUAGUCAUGCACCCCAGCGCCUACAUUCGCAGCGGAUGGAACUUUCUUGAUUUUGUCAUCGUCAUUGUCGGGUUGUUCAGUGUGAUAGCAGAGGCCAUGACAGAUCAUAAACCAGGAGAGGCCCAUCACGCUGCGGGAAAACCUGGAGGCCUGGAUGUCAAAGCUCUCAGAGCAUUCAGGGUGUUGAGACCGCUUCGACUUGUAUCUGGAGUGCCAAGUCUACAAAUUGUGUUGAACUCCAUCAUGAAAGCCAUGGUCCCCCUUCUCCACAUUGGUAUGCUGGUCAUGUUUGUCAUCAUCAUCUACGCUAUCGUCGGCUUGGAGCUCUUUAUCGGCAGGAUGCACAAGACAUGCUACUCCACGGUCACAGGUCUCAUUAUAGAAGAUGACCCGACACCUUGUGCUUUUGCCGGCAACGGGCGCUUUUGUGUCGGCAAUGGGACUGAGUGCAGGGGCAAGUGGGAGGGUCCCAAUGGCGGCAUCACAAACUUCGACAACAUUUUCUUCGCCAUGCUGACAGUUUUCCAGUGCAUCACUAUGGAGGGAUGGACAGACGUGUUGUACUGGAUGAAUGACGCCAUUGGAUUUGAGAUUCCGUGGAUUUACUUUGUUUCUCUGGUCAUUUUUGGAUCAUUUUUCAUCAUCAAUCUUGUAUUGGGUGUGUUGAGCGGAGAGUUCUCUAAGGAAAGAGAAAAGGCUGUGGCGCGUGGGGAGCUGCAGAAGGCGCAGGAGAGCAAGCAGAUGGAGGAGGACAUGAUAGGCUACAUGGACUGGCUCAUAGAGGCCGAGGAUGUGGAUGAAGAAGGAAAUAAACGUGCUGCGAUCGCCAAGAAAAAGAUGAUGAAGAAGUUUGGCUGGUAUAAACAUAGUGAGGAUGGAGGAGAGUCAGACUCUGAUGAUGAUAUAGCAUACCUCGAUGAUGACAACGGCUUCUGUGCUUCUCUCAUGGCGAAGAUGAUGGCCAAUAGCUUCUGUGACCAGUUGUGCCAGCUGAACCAUACCAUGAGGAAGAAUUGCCGUGUGGCCGUGAAGACCACUAACUUCUACUGGUUGGUGCUUCUGCUGGUGUUUCUCAACACUGUGGCCAGUGCCUCCGAGCAUUACGGACAGCCAAAGUGGCUCACAGAAAUGCAAGAGCGAGCCAAUAAGAUCUUGCUGUUGCUGUUCACCCUGGAGAUGCUGAUGAAGAUGUACGCCUUUGGCCUGCAGAUCUAUUUCAUGGCACUCUUCAACCGCUUUGAUUGCUUUGUGGUGUGCGGUGGCAUCCUCGAGACACUGCUUGUAGAGAUGGAAGUUAUCCCGCCCAUCGGCAUCUCCGUGCUUCGCUGCAUCCGACUGCUCAGGAUAUUCAAGAUGACUCGGCACUGGGCUGCCUUAUCUGACUUGGUCAACUCACUGCUCAACUCCAUGAAAGCUAUCUGCUCCCUUCUGCUCCUGCUCUUCCUCUUCCUAAUCAUCUUCGCCUUGCUGGGUAUGCAGUUGUUUGGAGGCAAAUUCAACUUUGACGAGACUCAGAUGAAGAGAAGUACUUUUGACUCUUUCCCCCAGGCUCUGCUCACUUGUUUCCAGAUCCUCACUGGAGAGGACUGGAACGCUGUGAUGUACGAUGGCAUUAUGGCCUACGGAGGGCCGAUCUUCCCCAACAUGGUGGUGUGCAUCUACUUUGUCAUCCUCUUUGUCUGUGGUAACUACAUCCUGCUCAAUGUCUUCUUGGCUAUCGCUGUAGACAACUUGGCAGGAGGCGGCGGAAAGACAAAAGUCGAAGAGAAAAAGGAAGAGGAAGAAGAGUGGGAUGAGGAUGAAGAGAAAGAGGAUGAAGAUGCAGGGAACGAAGAGGAUGAUUGGCAGGAAAACGAGGAGCUGAGGGCCAUUGAGGGACUGGAAGGAGUUGCUCCACUGAAGCCAGAGUUCUCAGGACCCAAAGAAAAGAUCGUCCCAAUCCCAGAUGGAAGCUCCUUCUUCAUUCUUGGAAAGAAAAACUGUUUGCGUGUCGCCUGCCACAACCUCAUCCAUCACCCUUACUUCACCAACUUCAUCCUCAUCUUCAUCAUCCUCAGUAGUAUUUCCUUGGCUGCUGAGGAUCCAAUCAAAUCUCACUCAUUCAGGAACAUCGUUCUCGGUUACGCCGAUUAUGUUUUCACUUCGGUUUUCACAGUGGAGAUCGUACUAAAGAUGACAGUCUACGGAGCUUUUCUGCACACCGGCUCCUUCUGUAGAAACGCCUUCAACCUUCUUGACUUGCUGGUCGUCAGUGUGUCGCUCACAUCCUUCUUUCUACACUCAAGUGCGAUCUCUGUGGUGAAGAUUCUUCGAGUACUUCGAGUGCUCAGGCCCCUUCGAGCCAUUAACAGAGCCAAGGGACUAAAGAAUGUGGUGCAGUGCGUGUUCGUGGCGAUCCGCACCAUCGGCAACAUCUUGAUUGUCACAACACUCCUUCAGUUCAUGUUUGCCUGUAUUGGAGUGCAGCUCUUCAAGGGCAGAUUCUACAGCUGCACAGAUGAAGCAAAACACACUCCUGAUGAGUGCAAGGGAACUUUUGUGGUCUAUAAAGACGGGGAUAUGAACCACCCCAUGGUGAGAGAGAGGAUUUGGGAAAACAGCGAUUUCAACUUUGACAAUGUGUUAAUGGGCAUGCUGGCUUUGUUUACUGUAUCAACAUUUGAAGGCUGGCCUCAGCUCCUCUACCGGGCUGUAGAUGCUAAUGCCAUAAACAGAGGACCCAUUUACAACUACCGAGUAGAAAUCUCCAUCUUUUUCAUCAUCUACAUCAUCAUCAUUGCCUUCUUCAUGAUGAACAUCUUUGUGGGUUUUGUCAUCAUCACAUUUCGAGAACAAGGAGAGGCCGAGUUCAAAAACUGCGAACUCAACAAAAAUCAACGCCAGUGUGUGUAUUAUGCACUGAAAGCUCAACCUAUAAAGAUUUACAUUCCCAAAAACCCAUCCCAGCUCAAAUUCUGGAAAAUCAUUAACUCCAGCCAGUUUGAGUACGUCAUGUUUGUGCUGAUUCUGGGCAACACCCUCACUCUGGCUGUUCAGCAUUACGAGCAGUCAAAACUAUUUACUUCCAUCAUGGACAUCCUCAACAUGAUCUUCACUGUGGUUUUCACGAUAGAGAUGAUCAUCAAGUUACUGGCGCUCCGGGCUCAUCACUAUUUCAUUGAUCCUUGGAAUUCAUUCGAUGCUCUGAUUGUGGUCGGGAGCGUGUUGGACAUUGCGGUCUCUGAGUUUAGUGGAGGAGGCGGCCACGGAGAGGGUAAAGGAGAAAGUGGAAAAGUGUCCAUCACGUUCUUCCGUUUGUUCCGAGUCUUGAGGUUGGUCAAACUGCUCAGCAAAGGAGAGGGCAUCCGAACCCUCCUCUGGACUUUUGUCAAGUCCCUCCAGGCUUUACCUUACGUCGGUCUGCUCAUCGCAAUGAUCUUUUUCAUCUACGCUGUGAUCGGCAUGCAGUCAUUUGGGAAAGUGGCCGUUGACGACAACACACAUAUCAACAGAAACUGCAACUUCCAAACUUUCUUCAUGGCUGUUCUGGUGCUUUUCAGAUGUGCCACUGGAGAGCAGUGGCAGGAGAUCAUGUUGGCAGCUCUGCCCGGUAGACGCUGUGACCCAGAAUCCGACACUGAGCCUGGUGAAGAGUUCAGCUGCGGUAGCAACUUGUCCUACCUCUACUUCAUCAGCUUCUUCAUGCUCUGUGCUUACCUGAUUAUCAACUUGUUCAUUGCUGUCAUCAUGGACAACUUUGAAUACCUGACACGAGACUGGACCGUCCUCGGUACUCACCACCUGGAUGAGUUUAAAAGAGUUUGGUCUGACUACGAUCCCGAAGCCACCGGUCGAAUAAAGCACAUUGAUGUAGUCACUAUGCUGCGUAGGAUUCAGCCACCUCUUGGUUUUGGAAAACUGUGUCCUCAUCGUGUCGCUUGCAAGAGACUGGUUUGUAUGAACGUCCCACUGCACCCUGAUGGGACAGUCACCUUCAACGCUACUCUGUUUGCUCUUGUGCGAACCUCAUUGAAGAUCAAGACUGAAGGCCCCAUCGAUCAGCAGAAUGAAGAGCUGAAGGUGAUCAUUAAGAAGCUCUGGAAGCGCACUAAACCCAAGCUCAUAGAUGAAGUAAUUCCUCCACCUAGAGGCGAUGAGGUGACUUGUGGGAAGUUUUAUGCCAGCUUCUUGAUUCAGGACUAUUUUAAAAAGUUCCGCAAGAGAAAGGAGCGGGAGAGGAAAUCCAAAAAGAAGGACAAGGCAGCUUCUCUUCAGCAAGGGCUGCGGACACUGCAGGAUCUGGCUCCAGAGAUGCGUCUGGCAAUGGCCUGUGACCUGGAAGAAGAGGAGGGUGUGGACGGAGAGAUGACAGGUGAUGAGAUAUUCGACAGCGAGCCUGGAACCUCAGUGAACACUACGCCCGCCAGCACGCCGAUGCCACCUAUAGACUCACUGAUAGAGCAGACAACUGUGAUCGUCGAGCCAGAGCCCAAGGUAGAAAACGGGGGCGUGAUCACAGAGCAGGUGACGGGCCUGCAGGAGCACCAGAGACCAGGAUCAGAGCUGGCUGGAGUCAGCGUUGUAACAGAGCAGCCUGUGAAGUCCGACCCCCUGCCCAUCAGGGUGGACUCCAUCAGUGAGCUGCCUCCUCCUCCUACCCCUGAGAUAACGAUUGAACAGGUCAUAGCUGAAGAACCAGUCGUAGCAGCUACAACCGCAGUAGCUGAGCAGGUUUACUGCAGUGAGGGAGAUGCUGCAAGUCUAGCAUCAGUAGACAGGUAUGUGUAUCCAGAGGCCGUCUCUCCUGCACCAACUGAGACAGGCUACAAUGAACAGAGUCUGGAAAGAGCUAACAGCAUCGGGGAGAUACCUUAUGAUACCAACGGCUUCGUUAGCAACGGUUACGAUGGCACCAACAUGAAUGGAGGGAGUGUUGCUGCAAGUCCCAGUCCUUAUCCCACAAAUGGAUAUAAUGGGAACGGAUACACAGGCUACAAUGAAAAUGGCAGCAUUAUCAGCGCCAAUGGCAACGGGAGUACUGUGAAUGGCUGCCAUGAAAAUGGCAGCACUGUCAGUGGUUACACUGGGAAUGGCUACAAUGGAAAUGAGAACGGCAACACACAGUUUGUCAGGAGACGGCUACUUCCAUCCAUACCGAGAGGCCAUAAGCCUGCUUUUAACUUCCAAUGUCUGAGGCCACAGAGAAGUGUGGAUGACGUCCCCAUCCCAGGAAACUACCGUGGGAACACAUCUCCAACUAGAUCCCGUCUACAGACCCAGCACAGCCUGGACUCCCGGCCCAGCAGCGUUUCCUCAAUGUCGUCCGCCUCCUGGGCUAACACAACAGCAGCUGGCACCACUCCUGUUCCAGGAAUAAUCACCCCCUCGGCACGCAGGGGCAAGUUGAUCUACACCCCUAUGAUCCUGGUGGACGAAGCCACCGGCACCAGCCAGCCGCUGUGGAACGACGGCUCUGCCAGCCUCCCUGUAGGAAGCCGUCCCGGCUGGUACCCCGGUCAAACGAGGACCUUCACCAGCAUGAGGGUGCCGCCUGUCAACCAGGGCUUCGUAGAUAAAGGCAGUGCAGACAGUCUUGUCGAGUCGAUCUUGAUCUCCGAGGGUCUCGGUGUCUACGCGAGGGACCCGAAGUUUGUGAGCUUUGCCAAGCGGGAGAUUGCUGAAGCUUGUCACAUGAGUCUGGACGAAAUGGAGAAUGCUGCCGCUGACCUGAUAGCUCGGGGAACCAGUCAGUCGAUUUCACGCUUUGAGGAUGAACUGGCCGAUGAAAUGAACUGUGUGAUUUCUUACUGAGAUCAGCAAAACUGAAAUAACUGUGUGAGAAAGUGAGGUAUGAAGUUUGUAAAGAGAAAAAAAAAAGAGAACAAAAUCUUUUUUAUGUGGUGUGUGUUUAUAUCUGCCAUGGAGAAAAAAAAAGAAACAUCCUACAAAUGAGAUUUUGAGAGCAUGUCUGUAUACUGUAUGUAUCAGAUUUUAACACAUGGGGCAUCCGUUUCGUCUAUUUACCAUGAUGUCCCAAGGUAAAAGGUGAUGCUGAUGAUAUGCUUUUGUUUGUGAAUGCCAAAACACACACACACACACACAUACACACACACUGAUUUUAAGAGCAUAUGUCAGUAUAUGGCAGGACUCAACAAGGAUUCCUAUGAACAUUAUAACUGCUGCAUAUGAUCAACUCUUAGCAUUAUUAUGACAAAAGAACUUUUUUUUUGCAUUGUAUUCUCAUUUUGUACUAUACUUGAAUUGUUACCACUUUAUAUACCUUUAUUUACUGUAUGUUCAGCUGCAAUUAUGGCACAUAAACUGUAAAUUUCAAACACAUUAAACACAGUUUGUAACACACUUGGUAUCAGAGAUCCAGUCGGAAACAUUGAUUUCGUGAGUUCCCAGCAGCAUUAGCUAUUUUAGAGAAAUAUUUAAAUAUAAUGAAUAUCCUCUAAGAUGCAACAUGCAAACUAAUAGAAAAAAAAAUCUGCUUUUGGAUUUUUGUAACUGUCAACUAAUGUGUACAAAUAAAGCAAGUUUUCUCAAAUGUAUGCUGCUUUUUUAAAAAAUGUGAUUAAUAUUCCAAACAGUGUACUUGAGCUCAAAUGUCCUUUUGUUUGUUCACAGCAGUGUUUCAAUUGAUGUUGAAAACUGCAGCAAAAUACAAAAGAGCGACUUAUAUAAUCGGCCAUUAAUGGACUGACAGAUGGUGAACAUCUGGAUUUCACUUCUGCCUUUUAAAGGAAAAAGAAGCAUGCAUAACAAUAACCUAUAUGUGUCUGUUGUUCAGUUAUAAAUUACACAUUUCACAUUCACACCUUGUAGUAUUUGCAUGAAUGUAGAGUACCUGAACCUCUCUUUACUGAACUUGUAUUUUGCACAAUAAGGCUUAAGUUCUACUAAAAUGGAAAACAUAUUUUUCUAAAAACACAACAUAUUUUCGUUGAUGUCAAGUGAUCGUGCUGUCUGCUAAUGACCAGCAGCAGUCCACGAACCUUUUUUUUAAUGUCCCCCCUCUACAUCACGCCUCCUGCCUACUAAAGCGUGAACAGUCUCCAUGCGCUCCUCUCUUCAUUAUAACCCCCGGGCAAUCUCAGCUGCCUUAGAAUAAAGCGGCGCCGCGAUUGGACAGACGGCUCCGCUCGUCUUUACUCCACGUCCAAUAGUUUUUCUGACGUCACGACGCCUCACACGUCCUCGCCCAGCUUCGUGACGCAGUCCAGCUCUUCCUCCUGGGCGUCAUCCUCCCCUGGGCUGUUCCGGAUGAGACGCCUCCAUCCCUCCGCCCCUCUGAUCCUCUUAUCAGCGAGUAAGCGGCCA
Messenger RNA from Thunnus maccoyii (southern bluefin tuna), 8065 nucleotides. RefSeq names its product calcium channel, voltage-dependent, L type, alpha 1F subunit a (gene cacna1fa). Gene Ontology annotation, cellular component: voltage-gated calcium channel complex; membrane. The transcript has 47 exons. Gene Ontology annotation, molecular function: high voltage-gated calcium channel activity. Gene Ontology annotation, biological process: calcium ion import across plasma membrane. The record is from RefSeq and is a predicted model, not a curated record. Lineage: Eukaryota; Metazoa; Chordata; Actinopteri; Scombriformes; Scombridae. The coding region runs from base 356 to 6553 and encodes 2065 amino acids.